Punica granatum (pomegranate) is the source of this 1183-nucleotide messenger RNA. NCBI's taxonomy places the organism in Eukaryota, Viridiplantae, Streptophyta, Magnoliopsida, Myrtales, Lythraceae. The record is from RefSeq and is a predicted model, not a curated record.
UCCUUUUGAAGGGUAGGGGAGAAAGAAGGAAACUGGAAUUUCGGGGGUUCUCUUCUCUCUCAAGUCUGAGUCCGAGUUUGCGAGAUCAUCAUCUAUCUGUGAAAGGAAUUAGCUAAUUCUGCUCAUAGACUAUCGGCUCUCUUCCGUUGCUUCUCUCAUCUAAUCUUCGAUCCAAGAAUCAAAGGCAGGCAGCAAAGAAAUGGGUCAAGCCUUUCGCAAGCUGUUCGAUACCUUCUUCGGCAACACCGAGAUGCGAGUAGUGAUGCUUGGCUUGGAUGCAGCUGGUAAAACAACCAUACUAUACAAGCUGCACAUUGGAGAAGUGUUAUCUACUGUCCCUACAAUUGGCUUCAACGUGGAGAAAGUGCAGUAUAAGAAUGUGGUAUUUACAGUUUGGGAUGUUGGUGGACAAGAGAAACUCAGACCACUUUGGAGGCAUUACUUUAAUAAUACAGAUGGGCUGAUCUAUGUCGUCGAUUCCUUGGACCGAGAGAGAAUUGGGAGGGCAAAGGCAGAAUUUCAGGCCAUCAUCAGUGAUCCAUUCAUGCUCAACAGUGUCAUCUUGGUAUUCGCCAAUAAACAGGACAUGAAAGGAGCAAUGACACCGAUGGAGGUUUGUGAAGGACUGGGGCUUUUUGAUUUGAAGAACAGAAAGUGGCAUAUACAAGGGACUUGCGCGUUGAGGGGAGAUGGCCUUUAUGAGGGCUUGGACUGGUUGGCUGGGACACUCAAGGAGAUGAGAGCCGCUGGCUACUCUUCUGUUGGAACCUCAUCCUUCUGAUCUUCUGGUGUAUGGAUAUCAAUGUCAUUGUUGGUUCUGCUGGUGAAGAAGCUUAAAAGUGUUGGGCAUUUACAUUUUGAAGUCAAGAUAACUAUAUGUUGAGAGUCUUCAGGUCGCAUGUAUCAACUCGAGAUAUUGGUAGAUGUGCUCAGCUGAGUAAGGGCUAACUUGUUCCUCAUCCCGACAUGUUUUUCUGUGUAUAUUGCAGGCACAGGUCCAUUUCCAGAGCAGCUCAUUCUGGCUAGUGGUUAUGCCAUCUUUUCAUCUUCUGCGUUAAAGAUGCCUUCUUUUUUCAUAUUUUUUAGGCUGAGUGAACUUGAGGGGUACUCACGCUGACAUAAUUCGUCAAUUGCAGAACAUGGAACUUGCGUGAAUAACAAAGAACGGAUGUUUGGGUACAAA